Messenger RNA from Pediculus humanus corporis (human body louse), 1278 nucleotides. RefSeq names its product elongation factor 1-gamma, putative. The coding region runs from base 1 to 1278 and encodes 425 amino acids. Gene Ontology annotation, biological process: translational elongation. Gene Ontology annotation, cellular component: cytoplasm; nucleus. The record is from RefSeq and is a predicted model, not a curated record. The transcript is spliced from 8 exons. NCBI's taxonomy places the organism in Eukaryota, Metazoa, Arthropoda, Insecta, Psocodea, Pediculidae. Gene Ontology annotation, molecular function: translation elongation factor activity.
AUGGCGUCCGGGACAUUAUACACUUACCCGGAAAAUUUCCGUGCUUAUAAAGUUUUAAUCGCAGCUAAAUAUUCCGGGGCUCACGUGAAAGUAGCUCCUGAUUUUGUGUUCGGUGAAACUAAUAAGUCGAAGAAUUUUUUGGAUAAAUUUCCUCUUGGAAAGGUUCCUGCCUUUGAAUCAAGCGAUGGAAAGCUUUUUUUAACCGAGAGCAAUGCUAUUGCUUAUCAUGUAGCUGAUAAAAAAUUGAAAGGAUCAACUCCAUUGGAUGAAGCAUUGAUUCUUCAAUGGUUGAGCUUUGCCGAUUCGGAAAUUUUACCCGCUUCAUGCGCUUGGGUGUUUCCAGUUUUGGGUAUUCUACCAGUCAACAAGCAGGCUACAGAAAGGGCUAAGGAAGAUGUAAAAGCUGCAUUGAAGACUUUGAACAGUCAUCUUUUACACAAUACUUACCUUGUCGGAGAAAGGAUAACUUUAGCCGAUAUUUGUGUGGCUUGCACAUUGCUUCAUCUUUAUCAAAAUGUGUUGGAUCCAAACUUUAGAAAGCCUUUUCAAAAUGUAAACAGGUGGUUUACGACAAUUGUGAAUCAGACUCAAGUCAAAUCGGUUCUAGGAAAUGUAAAGUUAUGCGAAAAACCAACCGAGGCCGAUCCCAAGAAAUAUGCUGAACUUCAAGGCCUUUCUAAAGGCAAAGAAGGAGGAAAGGAAAAAAAGAAGGAAACUAAAAAGGAGCCCACUCCUAAAAAGCAAGCGGAAGAAGAAAAGGAUGCUACAGACGUGGCAUUAGCCGAAGAACCUAAAUCGAAGGAUCCUUUCGAGGGUAUUCCAAAAGGAUCAUUCGACAUGGAUGAUUUCAAGAGAUGUUACUCCAACGAAGAUGUAGAUAAAUCAAUUCCGUACUUUUGGGAAAAAUUCGAUCCAGAACAUUAUUCAAUCUGGUUUGCAGAAUAUAAAUAUCCGGAAGAACUUAAAAAAGUUUUUAUGAGUUGUAAUUUAAUAACCGGAAUGUUUCAAAGGCUUGAAAAAAUGCGAAAGAAUGCCUUUGCUUCUGUUUGUUUAUUCGGUGCCGAUAAUGACAGUACUAUAUCCGGUGUUUGGGUUUGGAGAGGACAUAAUUUAGCUUUUGAACUUACUCCCGAUUGGCAAGUCGAUUACGAAUCUUACGAUUGGAAAAAGUUGGAUCCGAAAGAUCCAAAAACAAAACAACUCGUUGAGCAAUAUUUGAGUUGGGUCGGAACAGAUAAAAAGGGUAGAAAAUUCAAUCAAGGAAAAAUAUUCAAAUAA